AGAGAGGCCCCCUUCUUUUCAGGAACACUCCAAGUAUUGUUUUUUUGGGGGGGUUGGGGCUGGGGAAAAACUGCUACACUAAGAUGAAAGUUUUACAAUGUUAACAUUUCUCUCUCUGUUCCAUUUGACAACAAUUUCUUGUUCUUCAUUGAGGGACAUUGAAGAAUCGUUGAGAAGAAAGAGCAGUUAACGGGAGAUAGAUAUAGAUUGGGAAUCUUUUUAUCAUUUGCCAAAGAUAUGGAUUCAUCUCCUGGAACUGCUUCCUCCAAUGAUACUGAUUCUAAAGGAACCCCUUCUUCAAAUGGAACUCCGCCUUCAUCUUCAUCUUCAGAUUCUCCUUCCUCUUCGUCUUCGUCUUCAUCUCCAUCACCAAAAAAUGAAUCUCCACCUUCAUCAUCACCGCCACCUCAAUCUCCUCCUCCGUCUUCUAAUGCAUCACCACCUCCAAAAAAUGAUUCUCCUCCGCCUUCUUCACCACCACCAUCCUCUCCUGGUUCUAAUUCAUCACCAUCAAAAGAUAACAAUAACAAUAACAAUAACGAUAACGAUAAUAAUAACAAUAAUAAUAAUAAUAACAACAACAAUAAUAAUACUGAUAAUCAAUCCCCAAAUCCUUCGUCUAAUACACCAUCACAAUCACCACCACCAUCAUCAACGUCCAAUAAUCCAUCAACCCCAAGUAGUCCUAAAAAUCCUCCAUCAUUUCUGUUAUUUUCCCCACCACCGCCUGUUCUCACGCCUGCACCUCCUCAUGCACAUUUGUCUCCUCCUCCGCGCUCAGGAUCUAAUGAACCAUCGCCUGCAAACGAUGAUUCCUCAAGUACUGUUGGUAUAGUAGCUGGAAUUGCUGUCGGAGGCAUAGCCAUAGUCGCGUUGAUCAUUCUAUGUGUGUGGUGUAGUAGAAGGAAGAAGAAACAGAGAUACUAUAUGGCUCCUGGACCUAAAGGUGGUGAUCCAUACUACAAUAACAACAAUCAAUGGAAUAGACGUCAGUCGAUGGAUCAUGUAAUGAAGGUACCACAAAGUGAAAUGGGGACUCAGAGUGGUUGGGCUGGAGCUACUCCACAUCAGCAGGGAGCAAAUUCAAGCGGCGAAUUUGGAUCAGGUUAUUCAGGCCAAGCAGUGCCAUUGCCUCCUCAAUCACCUAAUAUGGGACUUGGUGGUUUCUCCCAGAGCCAAUUCACUUAUGAGGAGCUAGCUAAGGCCACAGAUGGAUUCUCUCAGGCCAAUCUGUUAGGACAAGGUGGUUUCGGAUACGUGCAUAAAGGUGUUUUGAAUGAUGGAAGAGUGGUUGCUAUCAAGAGUUUGAAAGCAGGAAGUGGACAAGGAGAACGAGAAUUUCAAGCUGAAGUUGAGAUCAUUAGCAGAGUUCAUCAUCGUCAUCUUGUGUCCCUCGUUGGAUAUUGCAUUGCUAAUGGACAACGCAUGUUGGUCUAUGAAUAUGUUGACAACAAAACCUUGGAGUUUCACCUUCAUGGAAAAGGUCAACCUGUCAUGGAUUGGGAGACAAGACUUAAAAUUGCUUUGGGAUCAGCUAAAGGACUUGCUUAUCUCCAUGAAGAUUGCCAACAUCGAAUUAUCCACCGCGACAUCAAGGCUGCAAAUAUUCUACUUGACCUCAAUUAUGAAGCCUUGGUGGCAGAUUUUGGAUUGGCUAAGCUUACUUCGGAUAACAACACUCAUGUAUCAACUCGUGUUAUGGGAACAUUCGGGUACUUAGCUCCUGAAUAUGCAUCAAGUGGCAAACUAACAGAGAAGUCCGAUGUGUUUUCAUAUGGAGUCAUGCUGUUGGAACUCAUAACCGCGAAAAAACCAGUUGAUCCUAGCAAUAUGAUGGAGGACAGUUUAGUAGAUUGGGCUAGGCCCCUUCUUACAAGAGCACUUGAAGAGGAAAAAUAUGAUGGAUUGGUAGACGCACGUCUUGAAGGGAACUAUGAUACAGAUGAGCUACAUCGCAUGAUAGGUUGUGCUGCAUCUAGCAUUCGCCAUUCUGCUAAAAGACGUCCCAAAAUGAGUCAGAUUGUACGUGCAUUGGAAGGCAAUUCAUCGUUGGAGGACUUGAACGAUAAUCCAAAACCAAGCAAGGUUCCUAGCUUCGCGGGGGCACCCACUCAGAGCUAUGAUACUGGUAUGUAUAAUGCUGACAUGAUGAAGUUCAGGAAAAUGAUUAUGCCAACACAAGAAUUUAGCAGCAGUCCAAGUGAGUAAUGAAUCAACCCUUCUUACUCCUUCUCAAGCAACGAUUCAACUCGCGAGCAAGAGUAAAAGAAAAAAAAGAAUGUACCUAAAGCUUGAGAUAUUUUUUCAAAACAUUUUCAUGGCUGGAACUGAUAACAAAGAUUUGGGAUUACAAAAAUUAAUGUUUAUGAUGUACAUUCAUUACUCAUAUCUUGAUUUGAAUAACAAAGAUUAUAGGAUCAGAAUACAAUUAUACCUUUUUUGUUUCAAUAUGUACAGCAAUUCACAUACAAUUUAUUCCUACAAAAAUGUUGAAAA
Molecule: messenger RNA, 2496 nt
Organism: Solanum pennellii
Lineage: Eukaryota; Viridiplantae; Streptophyta; Magnoliopsida; Solanales; Solanaceae
Product: proline-rich receptor-like protein kinase PERK4
Exons: 9
Coding region: 238-2208 (656 amino acids)
Biological process (GO): protein phosphorylation
Molecular function (GO): protein kinase activity; ATP binding
Source: RefSeq, a predicted model, not a curated record